This is a messenger RNA of Nicotiana tabacum (common tobacco), 1016 nucleotides long. RefSeq names its product ras-related protein RABD2a. NCBI's taxonomy places the organism in Eukaryota, Viridiplantae, Streptophyta, Magnoliopsida, Solanales, Solanaceae. Gene Ontology annotation, molecular function: GTPase activity; GTP binding. The record is from RefSeq and is a predicted model, not a curated record.
UCAUUGUUUCCUUUUACGUGUCUUCAUUGCAGGGUCUCUUUCUCUCUCCCACAGCCUCUUUCAACGUUUUUGCAUCUGAAUUCUGCCGCGAAGAAUCAAAUUCCGUCCAAUUCUCGCCGGUAGAUCUCUCAAUAUUCCGGCGACUUCCGUCUGCUUUUAGUCUCCAUGAAUCCAGAAUAUGACUACCUGUUCAAGCUUCUGCUUAUCGGUGAUUCUGGUGUUGGGAAGUCAUGUCUCCUUUUAAGAUUUGCUGAUGACACAUAUCAGGAGAGCUACAUAAGCACAAUUGGAGUUGAUUUUAAAAUCCGGACAGUGGAGCAAGAUGGGAAGACCAUUAAGCUUCAGAUUUGGGAUACUGCUGGACAAGAGCGUUUUAGGACUAUCACUAGCAGCUACUAUCGUGGAGCCCAUGGCAUAAUAAUUGUCUAUGAUGUGACGGAUCAGGAGAGCUUCAAUAAUGUGAAGCAGUGGCUGAAUGAAAUUGAUCGUUAUGCUACCCCAAAUGUUAACAAGAUUCUUGUCGGGAACAAGUCUGACCUUGCAGCUAAUAGAGUUGUGUCGUAUGAAACGGCUAAGGCCUUUGCUGAUGAAAUUGGGAUUCCAUUCUUGGAGACCAGUGCGAAAGAUGCUAGUAACGUAGAACAGGCUUUCAUGGCUAUGACUUCUGCUAUCAAGAAUAGUAUGGCAAGCCAACCAGCCACAAGUACUGCCAAGCCUCCAACUGUAAAUAUUCGUGGACAGCCUGUUGCUCAGAAUAGUGGCUGCUGCUCAUCUUGAGUCCUUUGACUACAAGAGAACCUCCGCUAUUUGCUUGAUGGCUCAUCCAUGACAUAUCUACUGUAAUCUCACUAAUCACAAGCAAUGUUUACCCUUGUGGACUUGUCCUGCAAAAUCCUUACAGCUAGAUGUAUCUUCUUUUUUCUUGAUUAAAAAGAUUUUUUAAUUGAAGUGUACAAAUUGUGAACAUAACGAUUGUUGAACUUUGACAACUUAGCCCUGCUUCAGCUUGACAAAUA